This is a messenger RNA of Zymoseptoria tritici IPO323, 551 nucleotides long. RefSeq lists its product as uncharacterized. NCBI's taxonomy places the organism in Eukaryota, Fungi, Ascomycota, Dothideomycetes, Mycosphaerellales, Mycosphaerellaceae. Gene Ontology annotation, biological process: regulation of transcription by RNA polymerase II. Gene Ontology annotation, molecular function: transcription coregulator activity. The transcript has a single exon. Bases 4 to 426 code for a protein of 140 amino acids. Gene Ontology annotation, cellular component: mediator complex. The record is from RefSeq and is a predicted model, not a curated record.
AACAUGGCGCACCCGAUCAAAACCACGACAAACCUCACUCCAACCUCUCCGCUACUAGCCCUUCCUCCUCCUGGCACUUUCGACAUACUCCCAACCCUUCACGAACUCCUUUCCCGCGUCGCCUUGCAACAGACCGACCCAAACCUCCACACAGCGAACUCGAAUCUUUCAGACAGCGUUCCAGAAGGCACAUCAUACAUUGGACUGGCACCUCUCGCGCCGAAAGACUUACCGACCGCGGUACUGGAAGUGAAAGCGAAGAUCCGCGCGGCAUUGAGAGCUGUCGAAGGACUACCGGAUGUGGAGAGAAGUCUAGAAGAGCAGGAUGAAGAGAUCGCAGAAUUGGAAGAGAGGAUUAGACGGCAGAGGAUCGUGUUGGGUGGACUGCAAGAGGUGAAAGAUGGGAAGGUCGGAGGUAUGGGUUGAAGCGCGAUUGAUGGUACACAGUGCGCUUCUUGCAGUGCUGCAUGCUGGUUCUCCCGUACGGCCGGUGUAUGAACGGCUUGAGGGAGCAGGAGGACACGUCAAGACUGGCGUGUGCCUGCUGACUG